UAUAUUUAAGCAUAACCAUAAAGAUGUUCGUAAUAAACGUGGCAAGGAGAUUGCAGGUUUCCACUAGACAACAAUACAAGGCUCUGAUAAUUACGAAUACGGCGAAUACACCGACGCCGCGUUUGAAUGUGAAUGAGGAUAACUUUAAACGUUUUAAAUAUACACGUAAUAUCGGUGUCAAAGGUCUGCGUAGCUCCAAACAUCAUUUCGAAGGUAAAGAACAAAAAGUUCCUGAUGUCGAAGAAAAAGAUUUUGCUUACGAAAAUGAUUCUCUGAAUUUAGAGGACAGUGAAUAUGAAGAAGUAGUUAAUGGUGCUAUGCAUCUUACUCGGAAUUUUCAAGUUGCUCAUAGUGUUUUAAUAAUACAACCUUAUGUAAAAUGGGGUCCUAAACGGAAUAUGUCUACAAGUCCGGACGAUCAAUUAAAGGAAGCUGAAGCUUUAGUAAAUUCCUUACCAAACUGGCAUGUGGCUUUAUCUUUAAAAGUUCCUUUAGAAUCUUUGGAGCGUAAAGCACUUUUUGGCAAAGGUAAAUUAGAAGAACUCAAGAACAUAGUUAACGAUUUACGUCAAGCUAAGGGAGCCUGUGAUAAACGUUUAACAUGCCUGUUUGUGAGUAAAGGGUCAUUGAGUUUCGCCCAGAAAUCGAUUUUAGAGUCUUAUUUUAAUUUACCGGUUUUGGACCGUUAUUCAAUAGUAAUACAGAUAUUACGUUUACACGCCACCAGUGCAGAAGCUCGAAUUCAAGUUGCCAUGGCUGAGCUACCAUAUAUUUGGGCCCAAGCAAAAGAUGCCAAUUUAUCCAAGUCAAGAAGAGUUGGUUGGUCUUUAACAGACACGCAAAAAGAGAUUCUGAGGACACGAGAACGUAAACUAAAACAAGAAUUGGAACGUAUAAGAAACCAUAGAAAGCUCUUACGCAAUAAGCGUAAGCAAAACCAUUACCCUAUUGUGGCCGUAGUAGGAUAUACGAAUGCUGGAAAAACCUCUUUAAUUAAGGCAUUAACAAAAGAACAAAGCAUGCAACCGAAAGAUCAACUUUUCGCUACUUUGGAUGUUACAGCUCAUGCUGGCUUAUUACCUUGCAAUCUUAAAAUCAUUUAUAUGGACACAGUGGGUUUCAUGUCUGAUAUUCCCACCGGCCUCAUAGAAUGUUUCAUAGCGACAUUGGAAGACGCUAUGUUAGCCGAUGUUAUUUUGCACGUUCAAGACGUAUCGCAUUCGUGCUAUCAGGCGCAAAAGGAACAUGUGGAAAAAACUUUGGAAUCUUUAACGCAUAAUCUGGGCAUGAAAGGCGACGAAAUAUACCAAUUGCCACAAAUAAUAAAUGUUGCUAACAAAAUUGAUUUAUUGCAAGAUGAAAAAGCCGCACAUUUCGACAAUUUAUUGAAAGUUUCUUGCAAAAAACUUAGCGGUUUAGAAGAGUUAUCAAGCGUAAUAGAACAAAAUAUAUUGGAAGUGACGGCAAGACGACAGAUAAUCAUUAAAGUGCGUAAUGGCGGCCCAGAAAUGGCUUGGCUUUACAAAAACGCGACCGUAGUGAGUACGCAGGCUGACCAAAAUGAACCUGAAUUUAUGCUAAUGGAUGUUAUUAUCACAGAGAUCAGUUUUGCACAAUUCAAACGGUACUUUUGCCAUUAAAGAAUUUGCAAGAACUAUAAACGAGUGCAAUGUAAUCUAGUACCAAACAAAAUCCAUACUAAAAAGUUAAAAAUUAAUUUUGUUCAAGGAAGUGAAGAAGUAAUUUAUAUAUCGGUGUAACCAUAAACAAAGACGGCAUCAUG
Glossina fuscipes is the source of this 1783-nucleotide messenger RNA. RefSeq names its product putative GTP-binding protein 6. The transcript has 4 exons. Gene Ontology annotation, cellular component: cytoplasm. Lineage: Eukaryota; Metazoa; Arthropoda; Insecta; Diptera; Glossinidae. The record is from RefSeq and is a predicted model, not a curated record. Bases 24 to 1640 code for a protein of 538 amino acids. Gene Ontology annotation, molecular function: GTP binding; ribosome binding.